Messenger RNA from Mucor velutinosus, 1302 nucleotides. Its product is annotated as Guanine nucleotide-binding protein alpha-2 subunit. Gene Ontology annotation, cellular component: mitochondrion. The record is from RefSeq and is a predicted model, not a curated record. Gene Ontology annotation, biological process: carnitine biosynthetic process. NCBI's taxonomy places the organism in Eukaryota, Fungi, Mucoromycota, Mucoromycetes, Mucorales, Mucoraceae. Gene Ontology annotation, molecular function: oxidoreductase activity. The transcript has 2 exons. Bases 1 to 1302 code for a protein of 433 amino acids.
AUGUUUGCUGCCAUAUCCAGUCAAUCAUUUCGAUCAGCCCUGAAGCCCUGGUCUAAAAAUAGCUUGCUGUCAUUCACUGCUGCCUCUGCUACAGCAGCUGUUAGGUUUCAAUCUACAUGGGCAAAGCAGAUUCAAGGCACUUCAUUGACCGAGGAUUCUCUUCAUGUCAAGUGGGCCAAUCAAGCAAGCACCUAUAGUUUUCUGUGGUUGAGAGACAACUGCCAGUGUCCUCAAUGCUUGCACCCCUCCAGCCGUCAAAAGCUCCACUCCUCGGCCGACAUUCCCCUCGACAUCAAGCCCAUUGACUUCAAGAUCCUGGGCGAGGAAGCCGAGAUUACCUGGAAUCAACCUUUAAGACAUCGCUCGAAUGACACAGAUUCACAUGUCAGCCGAUUUCCUCUUGAAUUCCUCAAGCGCUAUGAAUCAAGCAAAUCCAGCGAACAGUUUCGAUUCAACCACUUGGUGCCUCAAACAUGGAAAGCCAAUGACUACAAAUUAGACUGGGUAUCGUAUGAUGAUUACAUGAAUACAGAUGAGGGCCUUCAUACGGUAGUUCAACGUUUGUACAACAAAGGACUCGUGUUCCUCAAGGAUGUUCCUUUAAAGGACGAAGCCUGCACUCAAGUGGCAGAGAGGAUCGGCCCUAUCCAAGAGACAUUUUACGGCAGAGAUUUUGAUGUCAAGAAUGUAGCCAAAUCCAUCAACAUUGCUUACACUAGUUUAUACCUCGGUUUUCAUAUGGAUCUUAUGUACAUGGAUAGUCCUCCUGGCAUUCAGUUGCUACACAGUUUGCAAAACACAGUGACAGGCGGUGCCAGCAUCUUUGUGGAUUCCUUCCGUGCAGUAGAAUUGCUAAAAGAAAAGUAUCCCCAAGACUAUGAGAUCCUCCGAAAGACACCUGUCACUUUCCACUACCUCAACAAUGGCCAUCACAUGUAUUACAAGAGACCGACUAUUGUUACUGGCGAGUCUCAAAGUGGGCCUGCCUGGGAGAGCCAUGUGAAUUACGCUCCUCAAUUCCAGGGACCAAUGGAUGAUUUGACACCAGCAGAAUCCAUCAAGUUUUACGGUGCUUUCCAAAAGUUUGCUGAUUUCAUUGAAGAUGAAUCGCUUCGAUACCAAUUGACAUUGCAGCCUGGACAGCUCGUCAUGUUUGCUAAUCGCAGAGUGUUGCACGGCAGAACCUCGUUUGAUCCUGCUAGUGGAGAUAGACAUCUCAAGGGUACCUAUUUGAACUUGGAUUCCUUAAAGGACAAGCUCAGAGUCCUGAAUCAAGCCUAUGGCUAUGAUCCCCGUGUAUAA